This is a messenger RNA of Nicrophorus vespilloides, 1787 nucleotides long. Its product is annotated as probable cytochrome P450 4d14. The transcript has 7 exons. NCBI's taxonomy places the organism in Eukaryota, Metazoa, Arthropoda, Insecta, Coleoptera, Silphidae. The record is from RefSeq and is a predicted model, not a curated record. The coding region runs from base 7 to 1491 and encodes 494 amino acids. Gene Ontology annotation, molecular function: heme binding; iron ion binding; monooxygenase activity.
AAGAAGAUGUGGCAAUACGCGGCUGUGAUUCUGCUUCUUUUUCUCGUUUUGUACUUUAAAAGGUACAAAUACUUGAAACAAUUUGAAAAAAUUGAUGGACCUAAACCAUAUCCAAUAGUUGGAAACUAUUUUUUGCUUAAAAAUCCGAAAAAACAUAUUGCUAUUUUCAACGAAUUUCAUAGCAAAUAUGGAAAGACCAUAAAACUGUUUACCGGCAUGUUAAUGAACUUGAUAACAACGGAUGUGAAACUCCUAGAGGUGGUCAUGAAUUCUCCAAACUUGACAAAUAAAACAAACGACUACAUUAUGUUAUUCAGUCGUUGGCUAGGCGAUGGUCUUCUCAUCAGUUCAGGUGAAAAAUGGAUAUCGCACAGGAAGAUUCUAACACCAGCUUUCCAUUAUAAAGCCCUAGAGGAUUUCAUCGAGGUAUUCGAAUCUCAUGGAAAAUUACUGGUGGGCAAUCUGUUGAAGGCCUCCAGCGAGGAAUGCAUGGACGUGCACACAAUAAUCAAUCUCUAUACGUUGGACGUUAUAUGCGAUACUGCGAUGGGAACUUCCGUGAAUGCCCAGUGCAAUCCCGAUCACAAAUACAUGAAAGCGAUAAAAACAAUGUGCGAAAUUGCACCGACGCGCCUUUUAAACCCGAUUUACAGGAGUGAAUGGAUGUACAAGUAUACAAAUCUCUACAAAAGUGAGAUAAAGGCUCUGGAAACUAUUAAAAGCUUUAGCCUCGGCAUCAUCGAGAAACGCAGACAAUUUUUGGAGUCGCGUCAUUCCGAUGAUGUUAACGACUACGACGAGUUUGGUAAACGAAGGAAGAUGACCUUCAUGGAUAUUCUGUUGAAGAGUACUAUUAAUGGUAAGCCAUUGACCAACGAGGAGAUUCGCGAGGAAGUUGAUACUUUCUUAUUCGGGGGACAUGAUACUACUUCAGCGGCAAUAAGUUUCACAUGUUACAACCUCGCAGAGAACCCGGAUGUGCAAAAACUGGUGUACGAGGAAAUUUGCCACGUGUUACCGACAGAUCACACAGUUACGAUCACUGAUCUUCAGAAUUUAAAAUAUUUAGAGAUGGUAAUUAAGGAAUCUCUAAGGCUGUAUCCACCAGUCAUGAUUUUUGGAAGAGUAGUGGAUAAAGAAGUUGUCUACAAUGGAAUCAAGUUACCAAAGGAUUUAAGAAUAGCCGUAAACCUGUACUCUUUGCACAGAGAUCCCGAUGAAUUCCCGGAUUCCGAGAAGUUUGAUCCUUUGAGGUUUACAGCUGAUAAACAGUCUAAACGCCAUCCGUUAGCUUACAUACCUUUCAGCGCCGGUCACAGGAAUUGCAUAGGUCAAAAAUUUGCUAUGCUUGAGCUUAAGUCGGUCAUAGCUAAAGUGAUCAAGAACUUCGAGUUACUUCCUGUGCCUGGAUUCACACUACAACUAACUUCCAAGGUCACGUUACAGUCAGUCAACGGAAUUUGCGUUAAGUUGAAUCCUAGAAGCGCUUGAUUCUCUGUAGUUUUUAAGAUAAAAUAAAUUGUAUCUAUUACUAUUCGUGAAGAUUGAUUUGCUGUAGAGUACAACUACUUGAAACAAUUUGAAAAAAACGAUGGACCUAAGGCGUAUCCAAUAGUUACUUACGAUUUAAAUUUUAUGAAUUUUUCUUUACUGUUAUUUUUUAAUACUUAAUUCGUCUUGAUUAAUGAUUUUUAAUUGGACAAUUUCUGCUGUAUCUCAUAAGAUAAGUGUUGUUUAAAAAUUGUUUUAUAAAUAUUUUAUUUUGUUAUCUUAAUAUUUUUUUUUCU